Messenger RNA from Eremothecium sinecaudum, 546 nucleotides. RefSeq names its product HDL284Cp. The transcript has a single exon. The coding region runs from base 1 to 546 and encodes 181 amino acids. NCBI's taxonomy places the organism in Eukaryota, Fungi, Ascomycota, Saccharomycetes, Saccharomycetales, Saccharomycetaceae. The record is from RefSeq and is a predicted model, not a curated record.
AUGUCAGAUAACAAAUUACAGCGGAAAACAUAUGACAAUAACGAUCAUGCAAAACGUCCUCGAGGAUUUGGACUUGCAUCUCCGAAUACCAACAUAGUGAUUGGAAACAUUCACUUACAGAAAAAUGUUGGUGGUUCAAUGGAAGAGUCGUUGCCGGCAUCGAAAUUAACGAAGCGGUUACUUGACUUCUACUUGAAGCGCGGUAGGUGGAAGUCGAAGAGGAGGCGGCCUCUGAAAAUAGACCAAUUCAUGGAUAAUGGUUUGAAACAUAUACGAUGUGGUGUUUACGCCGGUAGCCAAGAUGAUAGACCCAUCCGUUGUUCUAUGAGAGGAAUAAAACACUUGUACUAUGUCUCUCCGAACGUGCCCUGUAUGUGUACAUGGUGUACAUUGAAGCCCAGUCCCCUACGUUCGGACAUUACAGUGUUCUGUCGCGAGUCGAUGUGCAUAGAACCGAAUACUAGAUGGGUGAAUACUUUACGUCCGUUCCUUGUCGGCGACCAGAUUUAUGAGAGACAACAUAGUUCCAUUACUAGAAUGUUAUGA